UUCAACAAAUUGUUGUGUUUUCGUAAAAGAGAGAUAAUAACAACAUAAAAAAUGAAAGUAGAGGAGCAGAAUGCUAAAUUUACUUAUAUUUUUAAGGGUUGUUACAUUUAAUGUAUUUCUUUUGUUCGAUACUUCAUGUAUGGACUUUGAUUGAAGUUUCUUCUUUUGUGAAUUACCAAGUAUUUUCUACUGUGCGAUAGAAUAAAUAAAAAUAUUUACUUAUGUCGUAAGAAAUAAUAUUUUCAAUAUUCUUUAUUAAAACAUUAUUAUUCGUUCAACUAGAGACCAUUUCUUAUACGACGAGUUUUCGUUCGUUCUGCGCAUGUUAACUCUGAUUGGCUCAAGCAUGCUUCGUCUGCGCAAGCGCAUUGCCAUACCAAGUACAUAUUUGGUAGUCUUAUAUUUAGUGUACUCUUCGACCUUUGAAGGUAACGCUUGUGUUCUCUGUUCGUAUAUUUUAUUGUUCACCAUGUAUAUGGCCACGAAGUUAGAAAUAGGAGUGGAGGACUUCCCUAAGCUGCGCGAAACAGAUCGCUCAACAUAUUUGGAAUAUAGAUUAAUUAUAUUCUAUUACGGUUAUCGUUGUGAAAUAUGGAUAACGUAACAGGAAUAAUACAUGCCAUAUACAGAGGGUUUGUGGAUAGUUUAAGGGGAGCUAUUGUUCUAUUUUAUAUGGAUAAACGUAUUAAUGAAAAGUUAUUGAAACAGUCCCCUUCUAGAAUAGAAACUCAUGGAAAAGAUACGGCAGUUGCACAUAAUCCUUCAAAAUGUUAUAAUCAAUUAAGAGAAUCCAAAGUGUUAAAAAGAACAAUUCAGUGUUGUGCAUUAAACGGUGGUGUAUUUUGGGCUAGUAUAUUGAUUUUUGAAUGCGGUAUAUUACCAUUUCUCAAGUACUUACUAAGCAUUAUAUUUGGUCAUUCACCAACUAUGGGUAUGACUGUAUGGUCUUGGACAAAACCAUUUUUAUCACUGACAUUUGGCACUGUAUGGGUAUUACCCCUAUUUCUGCUCAGUAGGAUAGUCAACAGUUUAUGGUUUCAGGACAUAGCAGACAGUGCUUAUAGGUAUAGACAAGGAAGGCCGUUACUUUUGUCUAGUGUGAGCAAACUUGUAGCUGAUACGCUUUUCAGCAUAUUAGUCCAAGCAUUAUUUUUGGGGCAAGGAAUGUUGGUAUCCAGGAUUCCAUUACCUCCUGUAGGUGAUAUUCUUGCCCUUAUACAUAUGUGCCUUUUAUAUGCUCUCUAUGCUUUUGAAUACAAGUGGUUCAAUAUGGGUUGGGAGUUACAUAGACGGUUAAGUUUCAUUGAAAGUAAUUGGCCAUAUUUUGUGGGUUUUGGUCUGCCAUUAGCAGUACUUACCCAAAUGCCGAAUUCUUAUGUAAUAAGUGGCUGUGUUUUUUCUAUAUUGUUUCCAUUAUUUAUUGUGAGCGGAAAUGAAGCAGAACCUGUAACUGGAGUAUGUGACUGUCCAUUAAAGUUAUUUUCACCAGUAAUUGCGAUUGCAAAUACGCUUUUCAAUAAAACAAUUGGACCUGCAAAUAGGCGGUGACAGAAAGGGAUAUAAUUUGCAAAGUUGUUUGGAGUAAGAAAUAUGUAGCAAUAAACCAUCUUUUCAGGUUUUUACAUAUUUUUAUUAUUUUCUAUUAGCUGUAUACUUAGUUAAUUUUUCUGUAUUAACAAAGCAAUUAAGAAUACAAUUUUCAUAUUAUAUAUGAAUAUAAACAAAAUUUCAAAUAUAACUUUAUGUACUAUUAUUAUAUGUAAAUAGAAGGAUAUGUUCACAAAUAUGAUGUACAUACGCGGUAAGGAAUAUCUGUGAAUGCUUUAUACCGAGUAAAGUGUUAUUUAAGAUAUACACUCAUAUCUGUAAUACUAUUUAGAAAACCAGCAUACACGUUCCUUGCUGUAUCACACGAGAUUAAAUUAAAGCUCGCAAUUUUAUACAGUUUUAUUAUUAAUAUUGAAACAUAAAAAGAUAAUGUUAGAAUAAUAAUAAAAAUACCUUUUACAAAUUAUAUGCAAUAGGAAAACGUCAUUGCCUAAAAAUUUGCACAAGUGAAAGAUAGUACCUUUCUUGUUAUACCUAUAUAGUACACUUUUCGUUGUAGUAAUUAAUAAGAAAUGUAUAUGGAAUGUUUCUUUUUUCAUUUAAUCGAAUUCUUAAGUUUUAUGUCUUGCUUUGAACAAUAUGAUACUUGUAAGCUUCUAGCGAUUAUAGAAUGCUAUAGAUAUUUCAGUAAUUUAAUUAUAUAUUCUAUUGAAAUGAUCACGAUAUAAAAAGUAAAACAUUUGUUACAUCAUAAACAUAUGUAAAUGAUUCUAAAGAAAUGAAAAAAUUUGUAAAUAUAUCGUUUGAGCACAUAUAUUUUAUACUACAAACUUAAUAAUUGUACUUGAUAUUAUAUUAUAAGAAAGAAUUUGUCAUCAUUUCUGAAAUUGUAAAGCCUUGACUUUUGUUUUACCAUAACUAGUCAACUUUAAGACUUAGAUUUUAAUUUGUGACAAUAAUGUUUAUUUUAAAAAAGAAGUUAGUUUAUGUAAUUAUAUUCAUAGAAUAAUGAAGGGUGUUGCAUAAAGCAACAAAUGCAUGUA
Molecule: messenger RNA, 2591 nt
Organism: Osmia bicornis bicornis
Lineage: Eukaryota; Metazoa; Arthropoda; Insecta; Hymenoptera; Megachilidae
Gene: tank
Product: etoposide-induced protein 2.4 homolog
Exons: 7
Coding region: 592-1548 (318 amino acids)
Biological process (GO): macroautophagy
Cellular component (GO): endoplasmic reticulum
Source: RefSeq, a predicted model, not a curated record